AUGCUUGUUUAUGAGUACCUGCAAAACGGGUCUCUCAACUCUUUCUUGUCUGGCAAAUCCAAAGAAGAUGACAGGGUGCUAGACUGGAAUACCAGAUUUGGAAUCGCUUUAGGCACUGCAAGAGGUCUAUAUUAUCUCUAUGAAGAAUGCAGAGAUUGCAUCAUCCAUUGCGAUAUCAAGCCAGAAAAUAUUCUUCUCAAUGCAGAUUUCUCUUCAAAAGUGGCAGAUUUUGGGUUGGCAAAGCUUGUUGGUAGAGAUUUCAGCACAGUGCUUACGACAACAAGAGGAACGAGAGGAUAUUUGGCGCCCGAGUGGCUGACCGGCAUGCCAAUAACAGCAAAAGUGGAUGUAUACAGUUUCGGCAUGACCCUGUUGGAAAUAAUCUCAGGCCGACGAAAUAAUGACUUGAGUUUGCAGGAAUCACAGCGCUACUUCCCCACCUGGGCAGCAACUCAAAUUCAGAAGGGAAACGCGAUGGGUAUUGUGGAUGAAAGAAUUGCAGACAAGGCGGAUAUUGAACAGGUAAAAAGGGCAGCCGUGGUAAGCAUUUUGUGCAUUCAAAAGGAUGAGAAUGGGAGGCCAAGCAUGGCCCAAGUUGUGAGAAUGCUGCAAGGCAUAAUAGAGGGUGACAUGGAACGAUAUGAGAGGUCCCUGCAAGCACUCGUCGAUGAUCACUGA
Cryptomeria japonica (Japanese cedar) is the source of this 678-nucleotide messenger RNA. Its product is annotated as G-type lectin S-receptor-like serine/threonine-protein kinase At2g19130. The record is from RefSeq and is a predicted model, not a curated record. Bases 1 to 678 code for a protein of 225 amino acids. Gene Ontology annotation, molecular function: ATP binding; protein kinase activity. The transcript has a single exon. Gene Ontology annotation, biological process: protein phosphorylation. NCBI's taxonomy places the organism in Eukaryota, Viridiplantae, Streptophyta, Pinopsida, Cupressales, Cupressaceae.